AUGAAAUAAAAAGUUGAUUAAAUUAAAUAAGAAUACAAAAUGAAAACAGAUGAAAUCAUUUAGAAUUUUGAAUAAGCAUUAGAUGUAAAAUAAAUAUUUAAUUAAUAUAAAUAGUCUUCAUUCAAUAGAAUUGAUACAUAACUUGAUGAAAUUCUUAAUGAUAAGUUUAAUUUGAUUUAGAUAUAGCCAUCCUAAUUAUUAUUAGAAUUACCAAAAGUCAAUUCUAAUAGUUUACUUAAAUUUAAAAAUGAUGAUUUUCAAAAGUAAAUCAAUUAAGAAGUGACUUCUUUAAUCAAAAGUAAUAUUCAAAAAGUACUUUAAAAGAAUGAAUAAUAAUAUCAAUAUUUAUAUAAAGAAGCUCAAACUAAAUGGCAAGACUAAAUUUAAGAAAAGGAUUAUCAAAUUUAAUAACUUAAUAAUAAUUCAUAAACUAUUUAACAAUCAUCAACAUUUAUAUCUAAUCAAUCAAAUCUUAAACCAUUCACUUAUUAAUUAAUUUAACAAAAUUAAAUUAAAUAAGAUUAAUAUUGUAUAGCAAUUGCAGUUAAUAAAGAUUGUUCAAUAGUGGUUGCUGGAUGUAAUAAAUAAAUUAAAGUGUUUGAAUUUUAAUAAGGAAUGUUGAAUUAAGUUUAACUUUUAAGUGAACAUGGGAGUACUGUUGUUACUUUGAAUUUCAUGAAGAGAUCGGAUCAGUUUAUAUCUGGGAGUCUUGAUAAAUAGAUUAUUAUUUGGACAAGAAAUCAAAAUAAUUCAUGGAUUUGUUCAUAGAAAUUAAAUGGACAUAAGGGUUUUAUCAGAUGUUUAAUAAUAAAUAAUAAUGAAGAUCUUAUCGUAUCUGGUAGUUAUGAUAAGACAAUUAAAUUCUGGUAAAAGUAGAAUGAAUGGUUGUGUUCAUAGACAAUUACAGAUCAUACUAAUAUUAUAUGGGGAUUAAGUUAAAAUGAAUAAUAAAAUAGAGUGAUAUCUUGUGGAGAGGAUAAACUUAUAUUGGUAAUGGAAUAAUAGAAUACAUAAUGGAUUGUAAUUUAAAAGAUUACAGUAGAAACAUUUGGAGUCCGAUUAUGCUUUAUAGAUAAUAAUACAUUCACAUUCUAUCCUUCUUGGUAUGAGUGUAUACAUGUUUUUGAGAUUAAUAAUGCUAAUUAAUAGUAUAUAAAGACAAAGGAUAUUCAAGUAAAAGGUGGUUCAGAUGAUUUUUUAUUUCCUUCAUAAUAUAUUUAAUCAAAAUGUAUCCUUGUAAAUAAGAAUGCUUAAGAUGUGAGUUUAAUAAGGAAGAAAUAAAAUGGUGAGUUUAUAGUAGAGUAGUCUAUUUAAUUUGGAACUAGAGAUAUAUAUGGAUGUAUGACUGAUGACGGACAAUAUUUGAUCACAUGGGAUAAAAAGUCAAACGAAUUUUAGAUCAGACAAUUUCUGGAAUGA
Molecule: messenger RNA, 1419 nt
Organism: Paramecium primaurelia
Lineage: Eukaryota; Ciliophora; Oligohymenophorea; Peniculida; Parameciidae
Source: the annotation of a GenBank genome assembly